UAAUCGAAUUAGAAAUGUAAUGAACAUCAAAAAUAUUAUUCAUAAAAAUUACCGUUUUCAAAAUUUGUGUAGAUAAGAAUGCAGUUUUAAGUUUUUUUAAAUUGCACAUUCAUUUCAAAACCCUAUGCAGUUUUAAGCAAGGCCAUUCGCAUAAUGUACGCGCCCUGUACAAGAACCUGCCUCCGGGAUGAUCGCAUUGGCGAAAGCCAGCUUGCUAGAACUGUGAAAUUCAACAAUGGCGUUAAAGUGCCCAUCAUAGGAUUAUCCACUUCUGGGAUGGAGGCCCAUAUUACAACACGUUGCAUAAGCGAAGCUAUUGAAAGUGGCAUGCGACACAUAGACUGUGCGCCGAUUUUCUGCAAUCAAGAGGAAAUAGGAAUAGCUAUAAAGGAGAAAAUCGACAAGGGGCUCAUAAAAAGAGAUCAACUUUUUAUAUCCAGCAAGCUUUGGAAUUCGCGUCAUCAUCCGAAAUUCGUGCGUCCAGCAUUAGACGAAACCUUAAAGCAGUUAAAACUCGACUACCUCGACAAUUACGUUAUUCAAACUCCAAUGGGUUUCAGAGAUGGUUUAUUAAACUAUCCACGCAACUCAAGAGGCGAACUAGUAUAUUCCGAUGUUGAUUAUAUAGAUACCUGGGCUGCCAUGGAGGCGCUGGUUGAUGGUGGUCUCGUACGAUCAAUUGGUUUAGCCAAUUUCAAUGCAGAGCAAAUCGAACGCAUACUAGAAGUGGCACGAAUACCGCCAGCCAAUUUACAAGUGGAAUGCCACCCUUAUUUGACACAAAACAAGUUAAUGGAUUUAUGUUGCAAGCAUAAUAUAGUUUUUAUGGCUUACGGGACAAUAGGUCCAUCACAAGAAAUGGAUAAUGUCGUUCGACUGACUAAACAUCCGAAAAUUCUAUGCAUGGCCGGAAGGUAUGCGAAAAGCCCGCAAGAAUUAUUGUUACGUUAUCAAGUGCAACGUGGCAAUAUUGUAUUAAUAAGAACAACACGUAAAAAGCAUAUGAUACAAAAUGUAAAUAUUGAAAAAUUUCGGUUAAGACGGGAAGAUGCGGAAAAACUCGAUCUAAUGAAUUGCAAUCUUCGCAAAGAAACCCUGUCUUAUGGCUCCAUGCAUCCUUAUCACCCGUUCGAGAAUGAUUGCGUUUAAACCGUUGCAAUAUCGCAUAUUGAUGUUACGCCAGGUAUAAAAAUAAAAAUCAAUAUAUGAGCCAAAUGCGAUUGAGUGCAAUUGAGUAUAUACAUAAAGCGAAGAUAUGGCUAAAAAAGAAAAAUUACGAAAAAGUCAAUCAAAAUUAUACAGAAUAGUUCAAUUUUUCCUCCUUUCGAAACAGAAAACAAAAUUAGCCUGCACAAAAAAUUAAACACAAUAUGCCAAUAACCACACCAAAUUAAUAAUUACAUACCUACAUUUUAAGAACAAUAAGAAAUAAAUAUAAAUAAAGAAUGCAAAAAUUUAA
Anastrepha obliqua is the source of this 1459-nucleotide messenger RNA. RefSeq names its product 1,5-anhydro-D-fructose reductase-like. The record is from RefSeq and is a predicted model, not a curated record. Lineage: Eukaryota; Metazoa; Arthropoda; Insecta; Diptera; Tephritidae. Gene Ontology annotation, molecular function: aldose reductase (NADPH) activity. The transcript has 4 exons. The coding region runs from base 154 to 1149 and encodes 331 amino acids. Gene Ontology annotation, cellular component: cytosol.